AUGCCCGAACCUAACAACACAGUUGAAAAUGAUGUACCUGAAGAAGACGAAUGGCUGGUAUAAUUAUAUGUUUUUCUUUUUAUAUCAUAAUUAGAUUGAAGAAUUAAACAUAAAUAUAAAAAAAUGUCAGUGUACAAUUUCUUUGUAUUUAAUGAUUUAAUAUUGUAGAUCAAACCAUGUGCAAUGUACAUAGACGAAUACAGUGAUUGUAGGAGUAUAAGAGGACGUUUCCACCAGUAUUUUAUAUAUGGAGAAAUGCUAGAUUGUAAACAAUGGAAAAUUGAUUAUAAAAAUUGCAAUUUAUGGACUGAACAUAAAAAUAAAAAAGCUUAUAAUGAAUUAAUAAAUAGUGAAAAAACACGCAGACUAAACAGAUUAAGAGAUCAUUAUAAUAACGAUGUUUGGGAAAGGAGAGAUAAACCUCCAGAAAAUUGGAAUACACCAUUACCUAAAUGGAUAGAAGAAAAAAAUAGUAACUCAUAUUUAAAAAUUGUAAAUGAGAAAUUAAAGGAAACAAAAAAUGAAAUAGCAGAUAGAAGAAUUUGUAUCAUAAUGUAAGAACAAUUUAAUUCAUUUAACAUUGUAGAUUUUUAAAUACUAUACAAUACCAAGAAAUAAAGAUUUUGAAAUUUCAGUUGUUUAAUUAAAAUUCAACUGUUUGAGUGGAACAUUUUGUAUGAAAUGUGAAUAUUUUUGCAAUAAAAAAUUUAUUUGAUCAUAUUUUUUAUAUUUAUCAACACUGACAGAUUUUCUAUUAUUAUAAGUUUGUUACAAAUGUAGCCACAUGUAUGAUAAAGAAAUUUUAUUAAAAAGUUAAUAAAAUAAAAUUUCCUGAAGGAAGAAAAAAAGAGAUUGACAUAAAAUUUUAUUUUUAAUAUAAUUUUUGAAUACAUUAUCAUACAGUGUACAUUAUACUAUUUUUUACAUAUUACAUUAAUAUUAUAUUGUAUUUCAUAAUAUUAUUUCAUAUAUAUCUUCCUAAUGUUAAUGAUGCAUAUUGUUUUCCAUACAAAUUUGAAUAAUGCUCUAACACUUUUCAUUCAAAUUACAUUGUAAUAUAAAUUAUAGGAGAAAAAAAAAAUUCAUAUGAAAUAAAAAGAAAUACUGAGAAUGAUAUUGAAGUUACAAAUCGGAAAGAAGAUAAUAAUUAG
Messenger RNA from Heterotrigona itama, 1151 nucleotides. Lineage: Eukaryota; Metazoa; Arthropoda; Insecta; Hymenoptera; Apidae. The record is from the annotation of a GenBank genome assembly.